Cucumis melo (muskmelon) is the source of this 762-nucleotide messenger RNA. RefSeq names its product protein yippee-like At5g53940. The transcript has 5 exons. Lineage: Eukaryota; Viridiplantae; Streptophyta; Magnoliopsida; Cucurbitales; Cucurbitaceae. The record is from RefSeq and is a predicted model, not a curated record. Gene Ontology annotation, cellular component: ubiquitin ligase complex. The coding region runs from base 236 to 619 and encodes 127 amino acids.
CCAUAAUUAAAAGAGAGGGAGAAGAAAGGAAGAAGCGGUAACGAGCGGUUGCCGUGGUUGAAAGAAAACGGAAACGGCUACUGGCAUCUCAAAAAACUGACUACGCAUGAGAAAAGGCUUCAAGUUCGUUAUUUUGAUUAUGAUUAUCUCUUAGACGGAGAGAAGAGGAGAGGAAUGAAUUUUGUUUCUGUGAGAGCUUAGUUUAGGUUCUCAAUUUGGGAUUUCUAGGGUUUUAAUGGGUAGGAUUUUUCUCGUUGAAUUGGAAGGCAGGUCCUACAGAUGCCGCUUCUGUAACAACAAUGUUGCUCUUGCCGAUGACGUCCUCUCUCGAACUUUCAAUUGCAGCCAAGGGAGGGCGUAUCUUUUCAGCAAUGUAGUGAAUAUAACAUCUGGACCCAAGGAGGAGAGGUUGAUGCUUUCUGGUAUGCACAUUGUGGAAGAUAUCUUUUGUUGCAUUUGCGGACAAAUUCUUGGAUGGAAAUAUGUAACUACACACGACAAAUAUCAAAAGUACAAGGAGGGGAAGUUUGUUCUUGAGAGAUGGAGAAUAGUUGAGGAGAUGAUGGAAGACUUAAACGGAGAUGCUCAUCCUGGUUCAAGCGAUAUGGAAAAUCCUUAGUGAGUUUCUGCCAUAUUCUCUCAGAAUAAGGAAAUUGAAGCGUACAUGUCAAAAGUGUUGUAUGUAGAAACAAUUCUAGAGGCUGUAGAACUACUAUUGAAAUGGAUGACCAUAAUCUAUAAUAUCAUAAGCUUAUUCUAGAA